CAUAUGAGCCAACCGUGGAGGGUUCCAGUCGCCCAUCACUGUGCUCGCGGACCGAGAAGAGAUGGGGUGGACGUGUAGGCGCCCUUCAUCAAGGCCACAUGUGACCGAGGCACGGGUGAAUCAUAAACAAAGGACCACUGUUCCCCAUGUGAUCUUAGCCCCUCCCUCUCCCUUCUUUCACCCGGCAGCAGCUCCCCAAUCGUCCGCCAGUAACCAUGACACCAUCAUCAAUCCUCUCACGCUCUGGGCCUCUCAUCCUCUUUAGCUCCCCAGCUGCACUCUUACUUGACUGCUAUAUAGAGGACCAAGAAGAACACUACAAGCUAGUGAGAGUGUGCGUGUAUGUGUGAAAGCUCUUCUUGCAAGUAACUGAUCUCCAGAGGUAGGAAAAAUGAGAGAUCAGCUAUCUGGACUUCUUGGUCUUUUUUUGAUGCACUUGAGCUGGGUUUUUCUCCAGUGGCACCUUCCUUUUGGUGCUUCUUAUGAUGGACCGCCGUACGACUAUUAUGCUACUACUGAGUGCAAGACUCAUCCUGAAGCUCCGCUUUACAAUGGAGGAAUUCUGGCGGACAGGACAGGGAAGAUUCCUAUGACAUACCAUAAAAUGGAGACGGGGGUCUAUUCUCCAGCAUUCGUACUAUACAACCUUACGGGGACUACAAGAUACAGCUUCUCUUGUUGGGUGCAGAUCAAAGGAACAUAUUCAACUCUUCUCAAGGCAAGACUAUCCACAGAAUCUUCAACAUCAUGCAUAGGAACUGCAUUGGCCAGUAGUGACUGCUGGUCCUUUCUUAAGGGCGGUUUUGUCCUCGACUCACCCUCUCAGACUUCAAUUCUCUACUUCCAGAAUGUUGAUGCGAACAAUGCCAUCGAAAUCUCAGUCACAAGCCCAUCGUUACAACCGUUCUCGGUCGAGCAGUGGAAGACGCAGCAAGAAGAAAAUAUCAGAACAAGAAGAAAGCGUGCGGUAACAGUUCACGUCUCGGACUCGCAAGGAAACCACAUCGUGGGAGCAUCUGUCACAGCCCAGCAGCUCUCCAAAGACUUCCCAUUUGGCUCUGCAAUAGCUAAAACUAUCUUAGGAAACGCAGCGUAUCAGGCAUGGUUUUCCAAGAGAUUCAAUGCUGCAGUCUUUGAGAAUGAGCUCAAGUGGUACACCACGGAGCCUGAGGAAGGGAAGCUUAACUACACUCUGGCUGAUGAUCUGCUGGGAUUCGUCAGGGCCAACCAGAUUGUGGCCAGAGGCCACAACAUCUUCUGGGAGGACCCUAAGUACACUCCGUCAUGGGUUCAGAACCUCACCGGUGAUGAACUCCGGGCCGCCGUCAAGUCUCGCAUCAAUAGCCUAUUGACCAGGUACAAGGGGGAGUUUGUGCACUGGGACGUGAGCAACGAGAUGCUUCACUUUGAUUUCUAUGAACAACGUCUUGGAUAUAAUGCUACCUUAGACUUCUUCGCCACGGCGCAAAAUUCGGACCCCCUUGCUACUUUGUUCAUGAAUGAUUUCAAUGUAAUUGAGACCUGCGACGAUGUGAAUUCGACCGUUGAUUCAUAUGCAUCGAGGCUGAAAGAUCUGAAGGAAGGAGGCGCCAUAUUGGAAGGCGUUGGACUGGAGGGGCAUUUCUCUAAGCCAAAUAUUCCUCUGAUGAGAGCUGUGCUGGAUAAGUUGGCCACUCUGAAGCUUCCCAUUUGGCUAACAGAGAUUGACAUAAGCAACUACUUCGAUCAAAAAACACAGGCUAUUUAUCUGGAAGAAGUGUUAAGGGAAGGCUUCUCCCAUCCAUCUGUGAAUGGAAUAAUGCUAUGGACUGCGAUCCAUCCAUAUGGCUGCUAUCAAAUGUGCCUCACAGAUGGAAAUUUUCGCAAUCUUCCCGCAGGAGACGUAGUGGAUGGUCUCCUCCAAGAAUGGGAAACAAAGCAAGCUGGAGGGGCCACCAACGAGCGUGGUUCCUAUAGCUUCUUUGGAUUUUUAGGGGAGUACAAGGUGUCCGUGAGUUUUGGGAACAAAUCAACCGAGACGACACUGUCCUUGACGCGAGGGGAUGAGACUAAGCAUCUGAACAUUCAACUUUGAGCGUUCCUAUCAUCUGGUCAUCUAUAUGGAUGUAUGCGUUAGGUGUUCCAAGGACGCUUAGGAAGCAAACGAGUUUCCCGUGUGUUAAUCUGUCUUCAUGUGGCUUGUUUGGUUGCUAAUGACUGGAGAUGCUAUGUGGGUAAAAUUACAAGUCUCUAGCUAUGGGAGUGCUGAGUAAUUAAUUAGUGUAUGAGGGUUUUUGUCUUAGGUUGUUUUCGCUGCACUGUUCCAGAGUACAAACACCUACAAGGUGGUCUCUUCUAAUGUUUGUAUUGUGUAAUUGAAGUGCAAAAUAUGUCACAUGUAACUCUAGACCUAGUUUGAAAUAA
Molecule: messenger RNA, 2403 nt
Organism: Elaeis guineensis (African oil palm)
Lineage: Eukaryota; Viridiplantae; Streptophyta; Magnoliopsida; Arecales; Arecaceae
Product: endo-1,4-beta-xylanase 5-like
Biological process (GO): carbohydrate metabolic process
Molecular function (GO): hydrolase activity, hydrolyzing O-glycosyl compounds
Source: RefSeq, a predicted model, not a curated record